This is a messenger RNA of Saccostrea cuccullata (small rock oyster), 2102 nucleotides long. RefSeq names its product steroid 17-alpha-hydroxylase/17,20 lyase-like. The transcript is spliced from 11 exons. Gene Ontology annotation, molecular function: heme binding; steroid 17-alpha-monooxygenase activity; iron ion binding. The record is from RefSeq and is a predicted model, not a curated record. NCBI's taxonomy places the organism in Eukaryota, Metazoa, Mollusca, Bivalvia, Ostreida, Ostreidae. Bases 205 to 1707 code for a protein of 500 amino acids. Gene Ontology annotation, biological process: progesterone metabolic process; hormone biosynthetic process.
CAGACACAAAACAGGUCAGAGUACUGAAAAAAGAGGAUCCUAUCUCAAUUUCUAUAAAAAUGGCAUUGCGGAACCUGAUGUAAUCUACAACAAGAUCAUAUAACGUUGAGGAACAUCUAUAAAUUUGCAACACUCGUGAAGUUUUUUCACUCUGCAUUAUUUCGCUUAGCUGAGUGGAAACAAGAAGCACGUCGUUUUGACAUCAUGCUUAACCUUUCUGUCAAUGUGCAAACCAUUUUGGCGGGACUUACCAUUGGUCUCCUGGUGUAUUACGUCAUCAAACGAAUGCGGUAUCGUCUGCCACCAGGUCCCUGGUGCAUUCCACUUGUUGGGCAUUAUCAAGUCUACAGCUCAAAGGCGAUUCUGCAUAAGGUCACUGAGCUUUCCAAGAAAUAUGGUCCAGUUUUACGGCUUUCAUUUGGUCCCCAGACGUGGAUUAUUCUGAAUAAUAAUGACGUCGUUAUAGAGGCAAUGGUGAAAAAGAAAGCAGAUUUUGCUGGAAGACCAAAAUUUAAUUCAGGUGAAGUUUUUACCGAAGGAGGAAAAGACAUUGCUUUUACAAAUUAUUCACCAACAUGGAAAUUCCACAGGAAAGUAGCAGGCAAAGCUUUGAGGCAUUAUUUACAAGGGAAUCUGCUUGAAAAUAUGAUACAAGACAACACUAAAAAAUUUCUGGCUAAAAUGGCAGAGGAGAAAGAACCAUUCUAUUUCAAAGACUACGUUAAUCUAAUGAUUUUCCAUCAGCUGUAUACUAUCUGUUUCGGAGAAAAGCGUCCUGUCGAUGACCCGGAAGUAAAAGCUUAUCUGAAAUUGGAUAACGACCUCCUUGAACUUUUCGGCGCUGGUCUUUUAGAGGAUAUAAUUCCAUUUCUGAAAGAUAUCUGCCCCACGGCUAAAUGGAAGAAAGUCACUAAAAUGAUAGAUGAAAUUCUUCAAAUGCUUCACAAGAAAUUUGAUGAACACAAGGAAACCUUCUCCCCAGAUAUCAACAGGGACUUCAUCGACAGUUUGCUGAUGGCCAGACAAGAAGCCGAGAACGAGGGAGACGAAGCUGCGUUGGAGAGAUUGGACGAUACAUACCUGGUUCAAACCAUUUCAAAUAUAUUCUUUGCUGGCGUUGAUACCACUAGAUUUACAAUGGACUGGUUUGUAUAUUUCAUGACCAGAUAUCCGGACAUCCAAAUCAAAUGCCAAGAGGAAAUUGACAGAGUUGUCGGUUCUGGACAUCCAACCAUGAAGGACCGUAACAGCUUGCAUUAUACAGAGGCUUGCUUGUUUGAAACUUUGAGACUCGGACAUGUUGUAGGACUUGGGGUACCACACAUGACUAUUUGUGAUACACAAGUUGGAGGUUACGACAUUCCGAAAGGGACUAUAGUUGCUAUUAAUGUGUGGGCUCUGCAUACUGACACAAAAUACUGGAAAGACCCCGAAAAAUUCGAUCCAUACCGUUAUCUUGAUGAAGAAGGAAAAAUAAAGCCAACAAAACCAGAGAGUUGGCUCCCUUUCUCGGCUGGCAGGCGCGUUUGUCUUGGGGAAACAGUCGCUAAACCGGAACUCCUGCUGAUGUGCGCAAACUUACUGCAGCGUUUUGAUAUUCGUCUCCCAGAUGGUGUGAAAGCCAAUCCAGAGCCUAAUAUGAAAGGAUUUGGAAUAGAAGUCCCUUCCGAUUAUAAAAUCGUCGUGAAGGAAAGAAUUCGGAAUUGAAGUUUGAAGAUAUAUCUGUUAAUAUCUGAACAAUCAAAAAGACUUACAUAAUAAUAUAAUUACAUGUACACUGUAUUACAUGUAUUUUCUGACUUGUACUGAUAUGUCAUAUAAAUUUAUCCUUCUUCCUUGCAUGCGAUUAUUGUACCGGUAACCCUUUUCAUCGUUUUAAAAAUGUGUUUGUAAAUAGAUUUCUUAGAAUACGUAUGAAUAAUGUAAUCAUAAUAUAUAUUUAAGUCCGGUAGUACAAAAGUGUGUUUAAAAGAAAAUAAAAUUUAUUAAUCACCAAAUUAGUGUUUUAAAAUUUCAAUCAUUUUGUGCAAAAAAUCUGUAGAAGAAAGAAGAUGGAGGGUCAACAACAAUAUAAGCAUAAUAUAAUAAAUAUUUGUACAGUG